Clarias gariepinus (North African catfish) is the source of this 3254-nucleotide messenger RNA. It is a transcript of the gene insm1a, whose product is annotated as insulinoma-associated 1a. Gene Ontology annotation, cellular component: transcription repressor complex; nucleus. Lineage: Eukaryota; Metazoa; Chordata; Actinopteri; Siluriformes; Clariidae. Gene Ontology annotation, molecular function: DNA-binding transcription repressor activity, RNA polymerase II-specific; RNA polymerase II cis-regulatory region sequence-specific DNA binding. Gene Ontology annotation, biological process: neuron differentiation; regulation of cell cycle process; negative regulation of transcription by RNA polymerase II. The transcript has a single exon. The coding region runs from base 200 to 1513 and encodes 437 amino acids. The record is from RefSeq and is a predicted model, not a curated record.
GACGUCGCUUUCAUCGUUUCGGCUUAAAAACAGUGCAGCUAUGCGUGUGUGAUGAAAAAGAAGCAGCUCGCGGAAGUGAAGGCGGAGGGAGGGGUACACCGCUCAGUGGAGCACGGAAACGCCUAAAACAAAACACACCCCGCUCGCUCGCGCUGACACUGAAGUUCAUCUGAAAGUGCCUUGCCUUUUGCUCGCGAAGAUGCCCAGAGGAUUUCUAGUCAAGAGAAACAGGAAAGCGACGCCCGUGUCGUACCGGAUACGCGCGGAGCACGAGGAGGACCAGGAGCCCGCGCAGAUGAUGAUGAUGGUGAUGAUGCACAGACCACCGAGCGAUGCGCGUCACUCAGCUCCCGAGUCCAUAGCGUUAGCCGCAUCAGCACCGCAGCGCGCGGACAGUCUGAGCCACGCGCCCAAACCGCUGGUGCGCUUCGGGAACCCGGAGACGAUAUGCCAGUCUGUGUACAGCCCCACGCGCCCGGUCAGCCGCGAGCACGAGCGCGUGUCCCUCGAGCGCCGUUUCGACCUCGGCUCCCCGGUCUCGGCGGAGUCUUUCCCGACGCUCAGCGGCUCCGAAGCGCAGCAGCAGCAGCAGCUCGCGUGCGCUCCUGUGGACCUAAAGAUCGGCACGAGCGACAGCAACCGCAUCGCGAGCAAGCGAGCAGCGCCCGAGCCCGAGCGCAAGAGCAAACCGGCGCCGAAAAAAACCAAAGCGAUCAGGAAGCUGCAGUUCGAGGACGAGGUCACGACCUCACCGGUGCUCGGGCUAAGGAUCAAAGAGGGUCCGGUCGAGCAGAAGCCGAGCGCGCGCUCUGGCAUGGACAAGCCGCUGGGUGAGUUCGUGUGCCGUCUAUGCGGGGAGGCGUACGCGGACCCGUUCGCCCUGGCGCAGCACAGGUGCUCGCGCAUCGUGCGCGUCGAGUACAGGUGUCCCGAGUGCGACAAGGCGUUCAGCUGCCCCGCCAACCUCGCCUCGCACCGGCGCUGGCACAAACCCAAGCAAAUAACCGCGACGGGUAACGACGGCGCCGACAAGAAGCCCAGCGACGCGAACAAGGAGGCGCAAAGCGAGCUCGAGCGCGAACGCGACACGCCAAGCCCAGGAGCCUCGGAGUCGGGAUCCGGCUCGGACUCGGACGGCGUGUACGAGUGCCAGCGCUGCGCGAGGAAGUUCAAACGCCAGGCGUAUCUCAAGAAGCACGUCCUGACACACCACGCUCCUCUGAGCGCGGCGUCACAAGAAGCCGACCCCAAACGCCUGGACCAUGCGCAGGCGGUACCGGCGCAGGCGCCGCUGGACUUGAGUGCGUGCCCCGUGUGCGGGGAGACUUUCCCAAGUCGCGUGGCGCAGGAGAGGCACGUCCGCGUGCAGCACGCGUCUCACGUGUACCCGUGCAAGCACUGCCCGGCGGCUUUCUACAGCUCCCCAGCGCUCACACGCCACAUCAACAAGUGCCACCCGUCAGAAAACCGGCAGGUGAUUCUGCUGCAGGUGCCCGUGAGACCCGCCUGCUGAACAGCCUCGCGUGCCUUUAAACAUUAAAGGGAAACAAAAUAACGAACUCGGCAGCGCGUGCAGAGGAGAACGACGCAGCUAUAAAGCCUGGCGCGUGAAAUCUGCACGAUAGUAGUUUAUCAGAAUGACGUGCACAGCGAAACUAUUAGGGGUUUAGUUAACACAGACUGAAGUACAGUACGGAAUUAACGCACGCACACACACACACGCACACACCCGAAGACCUUAUUUAACACGCUGUUAGAAAGAAAGUUACAAGGCUAGAGUGUGACAGACACUACAGUGUUAGUCAACACAACAUUGUCUCAGUUCACUAAGACUUAAUAAAGCACUGCAGGUGGUUAGGGCCUCGUAGAAGACUGAGACCCCAAUCAUGCUAUAGGUAUUAUUUACCUUAACUCAGCUAACUUAUUUAUUUAUUUAUCUAUGUAUGUGUGUAUUAAUUAAUUUAUUUAUUUAACUUAACUUGCAUUUUUCACCUAGCAGAAUUAGCUUUUUUUUUGAUACUAAGCAAUAAAUCGACACUGUUGAACCAACAAAAACAUAACUGUGAGUGCAGUACGAACUGUACAACUAAAAUCUAAUUCAAACAUGAUAAUAAAACAGAUAAAUCAUAAUCUUUUUUUAAAUUAAAGAACAGCCAAAAGAUGCUUUAAUAUCAAGGGUUUGUUUUUAGUGUCACUAAGCAAUUCAUAUCAAAAAGCCCUCAAUCAACUACAAAGGUUAUAUUGUUGUAACCUUAAGAUCUGGACUAUAGUAAGCACAUCUGUUUGCAUAAUGCAUGCUUUUAUGUUAUGCAGAUGCAAAAAAAUAAAAAUAAAUAAUAGAUUAUACAUUCCUCAUUUGAAAUUCCUUAACAUACAGGGGUCAGGCAUAGAGGUAACCACAGGAGCUAAAAUCCCACCUGACAUUCCUCCAGAACCGUCACUGGUUAGUGUUGAUUCAACGUAAUGGUUUUCGCUGUGCACUCAUCGACUGUUAAAUUAUUUUUCUAGAAUCUCUGCACAAGUUCUGUCCUGUGUUAGCUCAUCUAGACCUAAGAAACUGAUAAUCUUGGCUGUGCCGUUACUGAAAAUGCCUUCAAAUUCACAGGAAUGGAAAUCUACCUAUAUGACUUUAGCUUUAAUCUAGCUUGUGGAUCUGUGGACUUUGGACUUUAGCUUUUGUUCUCAGACCUUAAUAACAAUAAUAACAAUAAAGAUGAUGAUGACGAUGAUAAAGGGUUUUAGCCUUCUAGUGUAGCCAGAAAUGCCUUAAAAUAGGUCACACACACAUUCUGCUGUAUAACUGCCUUAAUUGUGUAAAUGUGGGGUGACUGAAUGUCUUAUUUAUCCUUUAAAUGGUACGCUUCUUAUUUUUAUAUUGUUCCAAUGUGUGUAUACAUUCACAUUGGCUUUAUUUAUCUAUGUAUUUAUUUAUUGCAAAUGUUUUAUUUAAAUUAUUUCAAUGUCCAAGUUAGGCUAGGAAAUUUGAAAUGGCCAAAUGUUUAAUUUAAAUGUCAAUCAGUGCAACAAUAAGAAGGCAAAAUAAAAAAAAUAAACAAAAAUAAUAAUUAAAAAAAAGUAGUCUAGGGGUCACAAGACCAUUUACCCAUCAUUGUUAGGUAGCCUUACAAUAAUUAGCCUAUUCCCUAUGGGCCGAUUAGUUUUGGAAAAUCAUUCCGUCAGUGCUUGUGUGUUUCUGCAGUAUUGCUAUGUGUCCAAAUGAUGAUAAUGACAAUAAAACAAUCAAAAAACAAAAC